AUGCUUUGCGCAAUUUCCGGAGAGCCACCACAGGAACCAGUGGUUUCAAAGAAAUCCGGUAACGUUUACGAGAAGAGAUUGAUCGAAAAGUAUAUCGCUGAAUAUGGAAAAGACCCCGUUAGUGGAGAAGAAACUAGUGAAGAUGACUUGUUGGAAAUAAAAGCAAGUCCAAAAACGGUCAAGCCUCGACCACCUACUCUGACAUCAAUUCCAUCGCUACUGGCCGUCUUCCAAAACGAGUGGGAUAGUUUGAUGUUGGAGACAUAUACUUUGAAACAGCAGUAUCAACAAGUUCGACAGGAACUAAGUCAUGCUUUAUAUCAACACGAUGCUGCAUGUCGAGUAAUCGCUAGACUGAUAAAAGAGAGAGAUGCUGCGAGAGAAGCAUUGGCGAAUGUUCAGGCACAUAUCAGCAUUCAACCUCCUCCGGAUGCAGCCGUGGCGGAUCAUCCGAUGGAGGUGGAAGAGGAAACGAAGGGCAUUAAUGAUGCGGUCAUAGAGAAGUUGAAUGAAACCAGCAAAACCUUAUCGAAAGAACGUAAAAAGAGAAAGGCACAACCCAACCUCACUCCAGUUGAUACAGUGAAACAUUUCACUCAAUUAAAUGUUAUCGGCUCUCUACACUCUGCCUCAUCUCCCGGAAUAACUUGUCUUGAUCUUGACCAGACAGAGGAACUCGUGCUUACCGGUGGCAACGACAAAAAAGUAUUAAUAUAUAAUUUACAAGAAGGCAAAGAUGUAUGCGUCCUAAAGGGUCACACGAAAAAGAUCACUGACGUUUCAUGGUUGGGAAGACCUGAAGGCGAUCUUGGCGAUGUGGCAUUCUCCUCAAGUGUAGAUAAGACUGUCAAAGUAUGGAAACCCAAUGAGAAAGGAUACAAGAUUGCUAGCACCAUCAGCUCCCAUUCGAGCGAAGUCACUGGCAUUGCGGUUCAUGCCACAAAAGAUUAUUUGGUGUCUGUGUCAAAUGAUUCGACAUGGGCAUUCCAUGAUAUAGCGACUUCACAGACAUUGGUCAAGAUCGAAAGCAAAGAUUUUCAUCCUGACGGAUUAAUCUUGGGAACGGGAACAAACGAUUCGGUCGUUAGAAUCUGGGAUGUAAAAACUCAACAGAAUGUCGCAUCAUUCCCCGAUCAUACUGGUCGCGUUACAUCAAUCUCAUUCUCUGAGAACGGCUAUUAUCUCGCUACGGCAUCAGAAGAUAAUUUGGUUAAAUUGUGGGAUCUCAGAAAGCUAUCGAAUUUCCAAACUUUGACUGUUGACGCUGAUGCGAAAGUUAACAAGGUGGCGUGGGAUUACAGUGGUCAUUAUUUAGCUGUGGGCGGCACUGACGUUAGAAUUUAUCAUUCUAAGACUUGGAAUGAACUUUCGGUUAUUUCCGAGAAUAUGGCAGAUAUUACGGGUAUGAAAUUUGGAGAAUUGGCGAAAUAUUUGAUUGUGGGCGGAUUAGAUCGUUCAUUGAGAAUUUAUGGAUACGAUCAAUCCGAAUAA
Messenger RNA from Acaulospora colombiana, 1491 nucleotides. Lineage: Eukaryota; Fungi; Glomeromycota; Glomeromycetes; Diversisporales; Acaulosporaceae. The record is from the annotation of a GenBank genome assembly.